Entrophospora candida is the source of this 907-nucleotide messenger RNA. Lineage: Eukaryota; Fungi; Glomeromycota; Glomeromycetes; Entrophosporales; Entrophosporaceae. The record is from the annotation of a GenBank genome assembly.
ACAAUAAUUUUGUUAAGCAAGAAGGAAGCGUCUGCAACAGAGGGAUACUGUCGGAAGCCAGCAGUGGCAAGUCAUCAUCUAGUGGGUGGCCGGCUAACUUCAUUGCACAAAAGUUAUUAGAUGUUAUUAAGCAACAUAAGGCGUCUGCGACAGAGGGAUACUGUCGGAAGCCAGUAAUGCUGAUGAUGGGAAAAAAGAAUUCCUCGUGUGCUAAUGUAACUAUGCAAGAAUGUCACGUUAACUGGAUGUUAAGUUGUCCCAAUCCAACUCCGCUUGCAUUUUUUCAAUAUAUAGUUCCAACACAUCGUGUUCGAGCAACUGAAAAAUAUUACCAAGCACUUGAUCUGGCUUUGAGCGAAACUGAUAAUCAUGGACUGCAGAGUAAUCUCAAAAAAAUGAAAGAAACUGUGGAUGAAGGAGGGAUUCUAUUUGACUGGGAAACCUGGAUGCAACAGAAAACAGUGAUUUUAGUUCACCGUUCUAUACAUAGUACAAACCUUAAUAUUCAUGAGGAGAUAAAUACAUUUGCGCAAAACAAGGAUAUGCCAUCAGCAAAACGCGUCAGAAUUGAUGGGGUGAAGACUUUGAUUGAUACGAUGAGUUUGAACAUAUCUGGUGUACUGAUGGUACUGAUGUUGGGAAAUUUUAGUCUAGCAUUCUAUGACAUCAUAGAUAUUUCACCAGGUUCGAAUAGUGGUUUCGUACAAUCACUACCUCGUGAUGUAGUACGUGAAAUAAGACGGUCAAAAUCAUUGUCAACACCUAAUAUGGACAAUAUAGAUGGAAUGAAAGAUUAUAUCAUUGAUUUUAUUAAGAAGAAAAAUUUUCGUAACUAUGUGGAUGAGAGCUACAUGAAAACACGAGUCAACAAUACUACAAAAUUCAUAUGGGACUAUUUGAACUUCCU